AUAAAAAAAUUGUCCUAAUAUGAAAAAUGGAACGGAACUGCACUGAUAACUUAUCGAUCAAAUAAUGGUUGCCGUGCUUACAAAAAUCAACAAAAAGUCUGGCAGUUUAUGUCAAACCGUUCUGUGCAUCUUGGUGUGAAAUGACUAUGGAUAUAGAGAAACUUGUGGAACUUUUCCAGUUUAAUGAAAAUCAACAGUAUGAUGACGAGAAUGAACCGAAACCUGAAAAUAAUAUUGAAUGUUCAUCGAAUACUAAGUCAAAUAUAAACAAAUCAAACCCUUAUGCCAAACUUCCUCCUCCGGAGCGAAAGGAAGUGUUAGAUCCUGAUGCUGAAGAAGCCUAUUUUGAGGAAACAUCACAAGUGGAAUAUCAAGAUAAUAAUUGGAAAAAGACGCCCAAAUGGGACAUUUCUUACAGGCAAAGUGUUACACCAAGUGACGUAUUUUUAGGGAUGAGCUUCAAAAACCCUUCUACUAGCAGCUGUGAAAAUAUGAUCUUAACAGUCCACUUACCAGGCGAAAGUCGUCAAAAUAUCGAUAUUAAAGUGGAAAAAGAAACGCUUAAGUUAAUUUCUCCUCAAUUUUUUUUGGAUUUAAACCUGCCCCAUCCUGUAGACCCUAAAAGGGGAGAUGCCCAAUUUAAUUCCCAAGAUGAGAAGCUUAUUAUUACAUUAAUAAUGGAUCGAGAGUUAGAUUUACUGAAUUUUUAAAUAAAUAUUCAUGUUUAUGUCUCCUAUUAAGACACCCACAUAAUGUGCAUUUUAAUGGUCGCAAUUUAAACCGUAAAUAGAGUGAAUUCCGUAAAUGUACAAAAUAAAAAUAGCACUCAUUAUACAAUUGACCUUAUUUUGAAAUUAUAAUGCAUAAUAAAGUUGGAUGUCUAAAGGAAAUAUUUCAGACUUGGUAUAAUUGAAAAAAAUAUAAUUCGAGAGUAUCAAAAAUUUAAAUUUUGACUACAUAGGAAACCACAAAGUAAUUCAUCAAAGAAUUAAUGAAUAAUAAUGAAACUCUAAGUCUGAAAAUCCUGACUUGGAAUUUAAUGUAGUCCAGUAUAAAUUUUUAUAAGAUAAAUAUCAAUUACAUUGCUUAAAUAAAUAUUGCAAUUACAAAUGUAAA
Messenger RNA from Anthonomus grandis grandis, 1116 nucleotides. RefSeq names its product dynein axonemal assembly factor 6 (gene Dnaaf6). Gene Ontology annotation, biological process: axonemal dynein complex assembly. The record is from RefSeq and is a predicted model, not a curated record. Gene Ontology annotation, cellular component: cytoplasm. Gene Ontology annotation, molecular function: protein-folding chaperone binding; dynein intermediate chain binding. The transcript has 3 exons. Lineage: Eukaryota; Metazoa; Arthropoda; Insecta; Coleoptera; Curculionidae. Bases 141 to 710 code for a protein of 189 amino acids.